Molecule: messenger RNA, 8288 nt
Organism: Polyodon spathula (Mississippi paddlefish)
Lineage: Eukaryota; Metazoa; Chordata; Actinopteri; Acipenseriformes; Polyodontidae
Gene: tcf20
Product: transcription factor 20
Biological process (GO): regulation of transcription by RNA polymerase II
Cellular component (GO): nucleus
Source: RefSeq, a predicted model, not a curated record
UAUAAAAACGUCAAGUCAUUACAAAAAAAUACAAUAACUAUAAUAAUAUAAAUAUAUAUAUAUAUAAUAUAUAUCUCAAAGCUAUAGCAAAAGAUGAUGCAGACAUUUCGUGAACCGCAAAGCACUACUAAUGCACCCAACGCCACCUCUGUGAAUUCAUUCCCUCUCACCCAGGCUGCUGUGUCCGGGAAUUCCCUCUACCCAUCCCAACAGAACUCCCCCAGACUAGUGGUGGAAGACUGCCGGGGACAGCCGCCCCCAAACCACACCCAGCAGCACCCUUCCCAAAUCGCCCCCCUCUCCCACUCCCCCCACCCCAGCCAAGCCUCUCUCCUCCAGGGCUACGCCUCCCCUCGCCGCCCGCCUCUGGAUUACCCGAGUGGCCUGGCCUACCGGAAGGAGAUGGCUGACUAUUACUAUCUCUCCGGGGGGAAGGAGGCUCAGCGAAGGGGGGUCCCUUUCCCUUACUCUUCCUCUCACUCUCAUUCCCCCUCUUCUACUUCCUCCUCCUCCUCCUCCUCGUCUUCUUCUUCACAGUCCUCGGCGGCUGCCGCCGGUAAUCUGGACGGGAGCCGGCCUUACACCCACCCGCACCCCCAGCGACAUCCGGGGCUCUACCAGCCGGAGAAUUUUGCCGGAGCGAAUUCCGCGGUCGCCUCGGCUGCCUACUCGCCUCAUUAUGGGAUGCCCGCCCAGCAGCAGCAGCAGGUCUACUCUCAGCCUCUCCAGCAGUCCUCUGCAGCCUUGCCGGCUGGGGUCCUAGUGCACCAGAGAGGACGGUUCCAGCAGCAGCAGCAGCAGCAGCGUUUGAGCCAGUUUGGCCACUACCCGCACUCCCCAGUUCUUCAGUCCACUGGUUUGGCUGGUCCCAGUCCCGCUGCCAGCUCCUACAACCCAUCCCAGCCUCAGAGGUACGCCGGGGGGCCCCAGCAGCAGCCGGCGAGCGGCUUCGAUGCCUACGGGAAAAUGAAACCUGGGGUUUAUGAGAACAGCCCGCAGCAGGUGCCUUGUUACCCGGCCGGCUAUGGGUACCGUUUCCAGGCCAGUCAGCAGCAGCAGCAGCAGCUGAGCAAAGCGUACGAGCAAGCGAAGGGCGGCCACAGCGCCUCGCUUUAUCCGGGGGGGUGCGGGAAACUCGGGAACCCCCCCCCAGCGCUGCCUUUCCCUUCCCAAGAAGCGGCCUCGAAGUCCCCCGUAGUGACACAGCAGCAGUUCCACCAGAACUUCAGCCCCAUCUCGAACCCUUCCCCUCCAGCCGCCCCACCCUCCUCCUCCUCCGUGGCGCCGUCCCCCACCUGCAGCUCCACCCCCUCCCCCUUAAUGGGGGCCCCCGACUCUGGAGGCGGGACCUCCCAGAGGAACAGCCGUCUCUUGCUGCAGAAGUCCCAAGUCAGCCCGAACCACGGUUCCCCUGGUCAGCAGCAGCAGCUACAGCUGUUGCAACAUCUGCCUUAUAAGGCUUCCCCUUUGGACCGGCUCCGGCAGGACAAGCCGAGCUUGGACCCGGGCUGGAGCAGUUUGAACGCCCUCAGCUCCCAGGUGGCCAACAUCCCGAACACUGUGCAGCACAUGCUGCUGUCGGACGCUUUGCUGUCGCACCACAAAAGGAAGGAGCUUCCUCCCCAACCCCAACCCCACCACAGUGUCUCCUUAUCAGGGGCCAGCCCCGGCAGUGCCAGCGCUGGGAGGAACAGGGCGAGGAAGGCUGGAGAAGCUGUGGGGGGUGGAGGAGGAGGAGGAGGAGCGGGAGGGAGGUCACCUGUUCGUCCCGAGUCCCGUUCGGGCGACCUUCUCCAGUCCCCAGCCCCCGGUUCUCUGGAGAGUCCCGGAGAGGAGGACCCCGCCCUGAGCGCUGCCGAGAGGGCUCAGCGGCUCAGCGGGCAGAGCAACGGCUCCGAAACGGACCCCUGCCAUCCCGGCGCCGGCCCCCCCAGACAAGCCCCCCCCCCCCUCCUCCUCCUCUUCCUCCUCCUCGCUCUUCUUUAUCCUCCCCUAGUUCUUCCUGUUCUGGAGGUGUGGAAAGCCGCAGAGGAGGAAAGGGGACUGGGGCGACAUCGCCGGCGGGACCCCCCCAAAACGAGGGGUGCAAAAGCCAACCAAACCCCAGAACGGUGGUUUUGUCGGCCGGGCAAGCAGCUUCGUCGUCGGCUGACUUUUCCUGUGGCGCCGCUGGGCAAGAGACGGCAGUGGUGCCUCCUCUCCCUCUCCCUCUCCACCCACCUCCUCCUUCCUCUUCCUCCAAGACCCUUCCGUCUCCUGGCCCCCCUUCUGCGGGCGCUCCGAGUUGCCCCCAGCCUCCAAGGACUCGGCAGCAGGAGGCAACUCCUCAAACCGCUGAAAAUAACAGCAAAAGCAGAGAUCGCUGCGACUACUACGACAUUGAUAAUAAGCAGGGCGAAGGACGGAGCCACGAAGCCGAGGAGAAAACCGCGAUGCGGGAGAGGACAGCUGGAGGAGGAGGAGGAGGAGGAGGAGGAGGAGGAGUCAGAAAGCCCGGCUUCGCGUCCUCGUCGUUCGCAGCCGGCCGGGCGGAAACCCGACGACGAUGGCGGCCCCGCCCCCUCGUCGCCGCGCCCCCGUUCCGCGGACACCGGGGGCUCCAUCCGGGUCAUUGUCUCGGCCCGUUCCGAGCAAGCGCCCCAAACCCGAGAGCAGAACCGAACCGGGAGCCAGGAGCAGGACUACCACCCCCGCCACAACGGACAAGGAGCGGCCCACCGCCAGCAUCACGGCCCCGCCCCCUGUCCCGGUUACGCGGACGACCAGCCGGGGCACCGCCAGCACCAUCGUCCCGGGAAAAGCGUUCUGGAAACGCCGGGCCGACAGGAAGAACGCCAGCGACGGCAGAGACCACUGCAGCCUCAGCCUCAGCACUUCCCCAGUUUGCUGCAGGAAGUUUUGCAGGGUUAUCACUUCUUGGACCGGAGGUACAGCCAGCGUCCCGAUCAAGCGGCCGCCCCGCCUAACUGCGCCCCCUCUAGCGCCCGCCCCCCCGGGACGGAACACGUGCCCCCGGGCAAGUACCCCGUCGGGGGAGGCAGAGCGGAGCAGGUUUGGGGUGGGGGAGCGGCUGGGGGCUGGGGUGACAAGAAAGGGGUUUUGUUGCCAGAGCAGCAGGAUUUUCCCCAGCGAAGCGUCGAGCAGACCAGCGCGGCGAAGCACAUCGACCUGGCCGAUUAUUCCCUGAUCAGAAAGCCUUUGGAGCGGGAGAAGGGCGUUGGGAAAGCAACGCGGGAGCCGUCCGCAGUCAAAACUCCACCGUCCGCCUCACCGCGGUACCUGGCCGCUUCCAGCACCGCCCAGCAGCUCCUGAUGCGGGACUCCGGCGAGGGUUCGGGAGAGAGCGAGAGGGACUGGCCCCCCCCGGCGGCCUCCGUCGAGCUCCUCUCCGAACGGCGCUCCGUGAUCUGCGACGUCUCUCCUUCCCGGCGCACCCCGGAACGGGACAGGAGGGACCCCCAGUCCUCUACGGGGGUCCCCCAGACCGUGAUCCACCCACCGGCGCAGGCUACCCUAAAGGAGCCCGUUUCGGACACGGUCUCUCCAAAUCCGGUCGCUUCCAAGGAAAUGGACAGGACCCCAGGAUUAGGAUUAGGAGGAGGAGGAGGAGGAGGAGGGGGGGGGGAAAGGGGUGCAGACCAGCCUUCUCAAAAGCCGCCUUCCCUUCAUCAUUUUCCUCAUCAUCAUUCCCAAAAAGCGUCCGCCUCCCCGAAUUCAGUCCCGGGCACCCCUGAGCACAAAGAUAGCCGGACUGUGCAACACAGAGCCAGGAUGCAGCAGCAGCUCCACAGAGACGAGGCUUUGGGCGCGCUGCCCCCUGGUGGAGGGAGGUUGAACAGCGUCUUGGUUGGCUCUGGUAGCAGUAGCUCCGUUGGGGUCGCUAGUAAUCUACCCUACCCCGCCCCUGCUGGCAGAUACCACCACCCCCACCCCCACCACCACCAGUUUUAUUACCCCAGCCCGGAAGCGUUUGGGUUAGGAGGUGAAUUAAAACACCACAAGAGUCUUACCUCUGCCAGCAGCCCACAGGCACAGCAGCAGGAGCAGUUCCAUCAUCAGCAACAGCAUAGCCUGCAGCACCCCGAGGAGAGGGGCCGGGAGUGGGCGGGGUUUCGUCCUCACCGCGGCAACGCUUCCGGAACGCUCGGCCAGAAAGAGGAGGAGAUGAUGAUGAUGAUGAUGAUGUCGUCGUCGCAGCCGGGUUCCGCAGGGCACGGGAGUUCCGGGAGGGCGGGGCCUCAGCAGCAAAGCGACUUUUACGAUAUGGGGGUCUCCCACCAGCACCUCCACCUCCAGAAUAAGAUUUGGGGUUCCCAGCUGCCCAGCGGCCACCCCAUGGGGGACCCCGAAAUCUUGAAGCCCGGCGUUCGCUCGGCUCCCAAGCGAGCCGUCCCCAAAAACCCCCAGGACGCCGCCCCCCCUCCCCAGUCUUCCCGGGGGUUCACCGAGGAGAUGGCCAGGUCACGCCGGCCCCCGUCGAACGGGGACGAAGGACAGCACCCCAACCCUCUGAUGAUGAGGAGGAGGGUCCGCUCCUUCAUCUCCCCCAUCCCCGCGAAGAGGCAGCACCAGGAAGCCCUGACCUCCCCCUCUCCAGCUGGAGAAGGCGCGGAAGCUCACCGGGCGCCUCAAAUCCCGGACAAUCUACCCCAGAUGGAACCCCCUGCCUCUCGAGAGAAAUCGGGCUGCCCAGACGCCCAGCAGGGGGCUCCCAACUCGGGAAACGGCAUUGGCUUCGUCGAUCCCUGCGGCUCCGCCUCCCAGACCAACGCAGCCCCCUCGCCGGCCGGCAAAACCAAAAUCCUGCCGCCCAGGAAGGGGCGGGGCCUGAAACUGGAGGCCAUCGUGCAGAAGAUCACCUCCCCCAGCGCGAAAAGGGGCGUGGCUCCUCCCGGGGUCGCGACCCACGGCGCGGUGGGGUUGGGAGAGGCGUUCGCCGCAGCUGUUGCCGUGGCCGGCGACUCCAAUCCCUCGGGAGCUGGGAUUUCCGAAAUUUUUGGAUCCUCCUCUGCGGCCGCGACGGGAGGGGAUUGCGAUCCGGCGGGCGUCUUCGGCCCUUCCCUUCUGGACAGGAAGCCAUCGUGUCUUGGCGGGGCGGCCAUCGCCAACGCGGUCCGAACUGCCAACGCGGACGCCGGCCCCUCGCUGGACGAAAUCCUGGCGUUCCGCUGCGGAGAGGAGAGCUUUCCGGGCGCGCCGUACCCCUUCCGGCUCCACGAGGGGGAGGGAGGCGAGCAAGAGGAGGAGGAAGAAUACGAGGAGGAGGAGGACGACGAGGAGUUCGAGAGAGAGACAGAGAAAAGCGGGCGGAGGUUGGGGUCGGAUCUGAUGCCCCUGUUCGCGGCGGCAGCGCCGCCCCUGCCCUCUCCCGCCCUCUCCGAUAUCCGGAGCUUUUCCAGCUGCGGCUACAACGCACCCGAGCCGGCGGGCGAGAGGGACCAAGCAUUCCCGCUGGGGAGGAGACCAGAGGACUUCACCGAACGUCCCCCGUCUCUCUUCGCCUGUUACGGGCUCCCGGGCAACGCGGUAGCCGCGCCUCUGGCGGGGCCAGCAGCUCCCUCCGGCUGCGGCUCUCCUUACCCCCUGGGGGUGAGGGGGGGGGAGGAGGGGAAGGUGGAGGCGGGGGUCUGCGCCCCUCCUUCCCUGGUCCCUAAAGGCUAUUUCCCGUCGGGUAAGAAGAAGGGGCGGCCGGUGGGGAGCGUGAACAAACAGAAGCGAGCGUCGCCCCAACAGCAAGGGCCUGGGGGGACAGGAUCCGCCCAGCAGCAGCAGCAGCAGAACCAGAACCAGAACCUAAGCCAGCCUGUUCCCCAAACCCAGUUGUCGAAUCAAAAACCUGCCCCAGUCCUUGAGGCUGCUCCUCCUCCUCCUCCUCCUCCCUCCACCACCUUCCCUUGCCCAGAUGUCGAUUUUUCCACUGCAGUUCCCCACGCCGACCCGAACCCCAGCGGCGAGUCCUUCACGGCCCCUAACGAGGGCCCCAAGCCGCGCAGACGCCGGCAGAGGAAACCAGCGGGCGGGGAGGAGGCGGAGGAAGAAGAGGGGGAGCAAUCUGGCGUUCGACAGAGGAGGAGGCGAAGGAGGAGGCGCGGCGGUAAAUCCGCGGAGUCGAAACCCCUGGAGGAGGAGGAGGAGCAGGAGCCUGGAGGAGGGGAGCCCCAGAAACGGGGGUCCUUCAUGCCGUAUGUCCACGUCGAGAGGAAGCUGCCGGAAGCGGGGUCCCUCUGCACCGUGGUCAACGAGGAAGAGGAGGCGGAGGUCCAGAAGCGACCGGGCGCUUUCCCUCUGGCUGCCCAACCCGAGGACCAGGAUCUGUCAGCGGUGGUUCUUUCUUCCCAGCAGCCCUCCCCUUCCUCCUCCUCUCCCUCCUCCUCCCCUGGCCUGGGCAAAUCCUUUCCCGCCUCCAGCUACGUCCUGCCGGGGCCCGUGGUGACAGAAUCCCCGGUCCUGGGUCGUCUUCUCUGCUGCCUGUGCGGAAAGUGGGCCAAUUUCAAAAACCUGGGGGACCUAUACGGUCCUUACUACCCGGCCGACUACGCCACUUCGCUCCCCAAAAACCAGCCCCAGUCCUCCAGGCAAGCCCGGCCGGGCACGGGGGCCGGGGGAGUCUCUGUCUCGCCCUCCUGCCUCAAGCAGGAACCGGAAGAAGAGAGCCAGGGUUCGCCGGGGAAGGAGAAAGUACGACACAAAAGCGCGGAGGUGAAGCCGCUGCCCUCCUCUUCCUUGCCGUGCUCCGCGGAAGAGGGAAGAACGAAAGGGGAGGAGGAGGAGAGAGAGGGAGAAGAGAAACAGGAGCCUCCCUUCUUGCCCUCUGCGACGAACCCCGCUGCCGGCGACGGGGAACCUGUUUUCCCCGCUCCCGCUUCGAGUCUCGCGACGGCGGGAGGGAGCGGCCACCGGAAGCCGACAACGCACCCCAGGUUCAAGAGGAGGCACCGUUCGAACGAGGAACCCCUUCCUCUGGCUGGCUCCUCCUCCUCGCGCUCCCAGACCAAGCCGGAGCCCGAAACGGACCCUCUGCCCGCGCCUGCUCCGGCGCCCAUUCCCCAGGUCCCCCUGGACGGAAGGGAGCUGUGGAUCCACGAGGCGUGUGUCGUGUGGGCCAGCGGGGUGUUCCUGGUGUGCGGGAGGCUGUACGGACUGCAGGAGGCGCUAGAGGGAGCGAGAGAGACGCUCUGCUCACACUGUCAGCAGUGCGGCUCCACACUGGGCUGCUACAGCAAAGGAUGCAGCCUGAGAUACCACUACGUGUGUGCCAUAGACACAGAUUGCUCUUUGAAUGAAGACAAUUUCUCAAUGCGCUGUCCCAAGCACAAGCAGGUGAAGUGUGUCCGAGUGAUUUCCUCCGAGCAGUCUGAGCGAGGGUGAGCGAGCGACACGGCCAGCGGACAGGGGCUCCCUCGCACAAGCAUGCAGCGGCCGGCCGUCCCGCGCGCCGCCAUUUCACCAGCGCUGGAAACACACACCCCCCUGUCCUAAAACUCCCAUCUUAUUAUCACGCAGAAAUAUAUUUGUUUUCACGGGGGUGCGAUACACUUGGUGUACACUAGAUGGCGCUAGCUGUUGUUCCUUUAAGAAGAGACUGGCCGAUCUAGCCCGUGUUCCACAGUAUUUGAAUAAUCAAGAUUAUAAGCUGCUGGGGAUUCAUUCAAGUGAACGAAAUGUUAUUUUUUGAAUUUUAAUUUUUAUUUUUAAAGGUUGAAAUGUUGAACGCGAGAAACUACAACGGGGGGGGGGGGGGGGGGGACUUUUUGAAAACCCGAGAGACUCGAACGUUUUGUAUUUUUGUUUGUUUGUUUUUUUUUUUUUUUUUGAAAGAUAAAGAGAGACUCAUCUAUUGAAACUGGAUUAAAAACAAAAAGCAAAACUCAAGUCACACGACAGGACCGGCUUCGCUUCCAUCUUACAUCACUUCCUCCCGACGCGGCGAUGACAUCACAAGAGGAGGAGGAGCUGCUGGUGACCCUUGGAUACGGUUGCCGUGGAAGCAGAAUGUCUCUGGGGAGAGCGGACAGAGGAGAAGAGAGGAGGGAGUUUGCAAUUCAAAAUAGACACUUUGUGUGAGGGAGGGGGGAUCUAUCAAUUUUGGAGGGGGGGGGGAGGACUUUUAAUUAUAUAAAAAUUUAAAAAAUAACUGAAAAAAAAAGAAUAAACUUCAUUUAAUCGAUUAAAAAAAAAAAAAAAAAAACUCUGAAGAAAUUGCUUCUGUCGUUAAAGAGAACGACGGGAACAGAGCCUGCGAUUUAUUAAUUAAAAGGACAGAAAUCCAUGGAAAAUCCAAUGUAAAA